UGUUCGUGCGUUCACGGACAAGUAGCGAGCCAAGGACACGGUUCUCACUCUGUUCCACCUCUUCUGACACCAUGCGCUGUGUUAUCAUUGGCUGCGGCCGGUGACAAGAGACGACGGCGAGCAUAUCGAAACAGAGUGAGACGAAUUGAUUUCACAGCAUCGGCGUGGCUAAUUAUUCUCGGGUUUUCGUUAUCUUUGUAAGUGUUUAUAAGACUGUAAUAGUCAGCACUUUGAUUAGGAGGCUACGCCGAUGCUGUAAAGUCGUCAUUCUGUUUCAUUCUGUCUCGGUAUGUUCGCGGUCGUCCUUUGUCAUUGGCCGUAGCCAAUAACGACGUAGCGCAUGGUAGCAGGAGGAGGGGGACAGAGUGAGAAAGAAAAUUAGUUUACCUCGGCCAACUUGUCGUGAACGGACGAUAAUCAUGGAUACAGAGUGCCACAAAGAUGUGCAGUGAUGAGUCAAUUUACGAAUUAGUUACUGCGCGUUUACACUACAACUUUGUAUUUUAAACACUCAAGGUGUAUUCACAUUGUAAAUAUUGAAAAAACAAUUUGUUCGAUGUAAAUGUGUCUUAAAGUACCCUAACCAAGGUUUACAAAUGUCAAAAUAGUUUUGCACGCUUUUCGUUUGAACGUGUCUGAUUAAUUGGAAUUCAUUAUUCCUUGAGUUUUAUAAGUAACAGUUUUAUAGGUUAACGUAAAUUAAGGAAAAACAGCUUUAAAAAUGGAAGAUCUGCAAAAAUUGGAAGAGGAAGCCAAAGCAAGGGGAACAAAAUAUGUGUCGAAUUUGUUGCAACGUCCAGGUCAAUUGGAAAAAAUUGAUAUGUACAAACGUAGAAUAAGCCGGAAAAAAGCUUCCGUGGAAACUAUGCUCAAAACUGCAAUGCAAAGUCAAUUAGAUGGAGUUCGGGUAGGUUUCGAACAACUCCAAAGUUCCUUAGAGAGUAUUGCCUCUGUAAAACAGGAUUUGAAUGAUAUUGGCCAGUUAUUCAGUCAAGUUCCAGAACUCAAUGCAAAGUUGCAAGCUGUUCAAGAUGAGAAUAUGCGUCAUUCACAAUACGUUACUGCCAAAGAAAAUUUAAAGCAUACUUUUACUGUUCCCGACAGUGUGGAGAAGACUAAGCAGUGGAUAAACGAAGGCAAACUUUUACAUGCCCAUCAAAGCAUUAUGGAUCUUGAAAACUCGAGAGACGAUUUGCUAUACGAACUUCAUAAGCUUCCAAAUCAAUCACCAGCAGACACAGUCAUGUUAAAGGCUUACUUAGAAGACAUUGAAAUGCUUUCUCAGUUAAUGGAAAAGCAAAUCAGAUUGGUCUUAAGCCGUACAUUAAACACAGUUAGGAAAGAGCCUACAGUUAUUGUAACAGCUUUAAGAAUUAUAGAAAGGGAAGAAAAAGCAGAUCAUUUUGCGAUUCAGAGGCAUAAACAAAGUGGAUUUAUGCCACCAGGAAGACCUAAAAGAUGGAAAGACAUGGCAAUGAAAGUUCUUGAAAAAUCUGUGGCUAAUAGAAUUGAAGGGACUCAUGUUGAAGAAAGGGCAGAUAAUAAAAUGUGGUUGGUUAGGUACUUGGAACUUACAAGGCUUCUAAUUUUAGAAGAUUUGAGAGUUGGUAAAACAUUAUGUGUACCCUGUUUUCCACCUUGGUAUAAUAUUGUAAGUACUUUGGUUAAAAUGUAUCAUACAAGCUUGUCUCAGCAUUUGAAAGACAUAAUUGCAAAUGGUUUAGAAGGAAAUGAAUAUGUUUCCUUGCUAUCCUGGAUUAUGAAUACUUAUACUGGACCAGAGCUGAUGCAACAUCCUGAAUUAAAUAUUGAUACAAGCGAUAUCGGCCCCCUGUUGAGUCCUGAAAUUAUAAAUGACCUGCAAGAAAAAUAUUUGAAAAACAUGUGUCAAAAUUACGAAGAUUGGAUGAGAAAGACUUUAGAAACUGAAAAAGUUGACUGGUGGUGUGGAGUGUUGCCAGAAGGAAGCACUCAAGAGGCACAUUAUCACACAGCAGCACCUGUAAUUAUAUUUCAAAUGAUCGAUCAAAAUCUUCAAGUUACAAAAACCAUUAGUGCAGAUUUAACAGCACAAGCAUUAGUUCUGUGCAUCGAACAAGUUAUUAAAUAUGGAUUUAUGUACAGACAAGCAAUGUUGGAAUUUAAAAAUAAACAUUUUGAGGACAGAAGUCAAGUACCAUACUUUACUCAUCACAUGAUUACAGUUGUUAACAAUUGCUUACAAUUUACGGAAUUAGCACAGCAAAUGAAACAGAUUUAUUGGGUUCCUAAUACCGGUGAAGAUGCCACCAUUAAAUUUGAAAAUCUGUUAUUGAAUUAUCAAGAGUUACGAAAUGAAGCAGCAACUAUACUAUUAGAAGAAUCUUUCUUGGAUCUAGAGUUACUAUUUCAAGAGUUGAUUACACCCAAGUGGUUGUCAUCUCCUAUUCCAGUAGAGACUAUUUGUGUAACCUUGGAAGAUUAUUUUCAAGAUUACAACCAUUUAUGCCCAAAAAAUUUUGAGUAUGUCAUUAUGGAAGCACAGAAUCUAAUUGCAAAACGUUACAUUUCUGCUAUGAUGCAAAGAAAAAUCUCUUUGAAAACAUACGACGAAUGUUUAACAUGUACUUCAAAAAUAAUGACAGAAGCAGAUAAAUUGAAGAACUUCUUUGAUAGAAUAGCUCCAAAAGUAGGGAACUUUAAUUCACCAUUUGAAAUAAUUAAACGUCUUGCCGAGGUAUUACGUUGUGAAGACUCUGAAAUUCUCUCACUUGAUCUACAUUCUUUGGUUGAAAAAUAUCCUCAUAUGACUGAAGAUCAUUUAGUCAGAUUACUAGGUCUCAGAGGUGAUAUUUCUCGUAGUGAAGCAAGAGAAAAAGUUUCAUACAUUUUUGAAGCUCAACGUAAUCGUAAAGCCCCGCAAUCUAUCGCGGAUAGUAUAUUUAAGCAGAUAGUUAUACAGGAUAGUUUUCUUAGUUGGAAACCUUAAAAUUCAAACACAAAUUACAAAAAGAACAAAUUACAAAUUAGUUUUUUACAUAUCAUCAAUGAAGGUGAUGUAGGAAUGAUAAAAUGUACUUAAGUGAUAAAAUAACUAGUAUACUAUACAAAUAAAUACUUAGAAGUAGAAUUGAUAGAUAACACAUAUUGCAAUCAUAUUGUAAAUAAGUAUUUCUAAACUUUUUUUUUUAUUUAAACAAAAUUAAAAUUAUUUAUUUAACCGUUUACCAUUCAAAAGGGUGAUUGCAUAUUCAAUACCAAAUAUUCUUUUAUUAUAUAUUGAUUACACAAAAUAUGAGAAUAUGAAAACGAAUAUGUACGUAUGUAUGAAUAUAAAAAUAUGUGUGUAUACAGAUGUGUAUAUAUAUAUAUUAUAUUUCACAUUGCACAUGCCAUGAUUUUUUAACAUUCUUACUCCUUUGCAGCUUGAAUUUGACAUUAUAAAUAAUACAGUAAUUAAUUCACUGCUUUAGCAACUGAACUGAUCUAGAUAUUUGUUGUAGAUAAUUGUAUUUAUGUAUAGUCAUAGAGGUACAUGAUCAUCAAUAGAAAAAACAUAACAAUAAAAAAAAAGUAAAAUACCAUAACACACUAUGCUUAAACAUUUAUUUACUUUAGAGGUGAUUAAAAUAUUAUAUGAAACAUACAGAAGCUGUAUGUGAUAAUGUAAAAAUACGAACGACUUAGAAAAGAGGUAAAUAAUUCAAUACAAACAAUCAGAAUAAUAUUACUCAUUCAGUGUGAAAUAAUGAUAUUGAUCCUAUGAAUUGUAUAUUAUUUAAAAUUUGUCAUUUAGCUCAUUUGUAGGAAAUUGAGUAAAUUAAUUAAGCUUUUAAAUACAUUGUACAUCCUGCAAAUACGUUAAUAUCAUUUUCGUGUGACAAGUAAUACUUGUAUUUUAAAACAAAAUUAAUAAAAAAAUGUUAUUUUUUUAAUUAUACAAUAUUACGAUUAUAAAUACGUUUUUAACACUUAAUAUUAUUGUUACGAAGUAAUGUGUACAAAACAAAUGCAAUUAAACAUAAUUUAUGAGUAAUAGAUUUAUGUACAGUGAGUCCUCAUGUACACGGUUGAGCCCCUACUUACACUGUUACACAUAUUUUAUAUGUGUGUAUAUGUAUAUUCACAAAUGAAAUAAUAUUUUCUUUUCUUCAAUUCUAUUCUUCAAAGCUGUUAAAAACAGCCGUGGAAAAAAAGGAACAUGUAAAUCGGAAGAUAAAUGUAUUAUACGAAUUAUAUAUAAUAGAAAUAGUACAGUUGUAUUUUAUUAGUAAAAAUGUAUUUUAUUCGUUA
Hylaeus volcanicus is the source of this 4272-nucleotide messenger RNA. It is a transcript of the gene Sec6, whose product is annotated as exocyst complex component 3. Gene Ontology annotation, molecular function: SNARE binding. Bases 722 to 2968 code for a protein of 748 amino acids. Gene Ontology annotation, biological process: exocyst localization; exocytosis. Gene Ontology annotation, cellular component: exocyst. The record is from RefSeq and is a predicted model, not a curated record. The transcript has a single exon. NCBI's taxonomy places the organism in Eukaryota, Metazoa, Arthropoda, Insecta, Hymenoptera, Colletidae.